This is a messenger RNA of Xyrauchen texanus (razorback sucker), 2057 nucleotides long. Its product is annotated as long-chain-fatty-acid--CoA ligase 5-like. Gene Ontology annotation, molecular function: arachidonate-CoA ligase activity. Gene Ontology annotation, cellular component: mitochondrion; membrane; endoplasmic reticulum. Bases 1 to 2046 code for a protein of 681 amino acids. Gene Ontology annotation, biological process: long-chain fatty acid metabolic process. The transcript is spliced from 20 exons. Lineage: Eukaryota; Metazoa; Chordata; Actinopteri; Cypriniformes; Catostomidae. The record is from RefSeq and is a predicted model, not a curated record.
AUGGAGUUCUUGUUUGAGUUCCUUUUCACCCCACUGUCCACCUCAGGGCUGGUCUUUCUGUUUAGUCUUGCAGCAAUAGCCUUGCUACAUCUCAACACCAGGCCCAAACCACUGCAGCCACCCACAGACCUCAACCAUCAGAGUGUGGGCAUAGCGGCAGGAGCUAGAAAAUCAGCACUCAUGAAAGAUGACAACUUGAUCUCGUACUUGCAUAAGGAUGCAAAAACUCUGUAUGAGGUUUUCCAAAGAGGACUACUUGUCUCAGGAAAUGGGCCUUGUUUAGGGUACAGAAAGAAAGGGCAACCAUAUCAGUGGCUGAAAUAUAAACAGGUUUCCAACAGAGCAGAAUUCCUGGGAUCUGGGCUUCUUCAUCGUGGUCUAAAGCCAUCACAAGAAUCAUUCAUUGGCAUCUUCGCCCAGAACCGGCCAGAGUGGAUUAUCUCUGAGCUGGCCUGCUAUACCUAUUCCAUGGUGGCGGUACCUCUUUAUGACACCCUGGGGCCUGAGGCUCUGGUGUUCAUCAUUAAUAGAGCAAAGAUAUCCACAGUACUGUGUGAUAAACACAAUAAAGCAGAAACUUUGUUGGCUAACUGUGAGAAAGGCCUCUCGCCUGUGUUGAAAACUAUCAUCCUCUUUGACCCCUUUGACACUGCAUUGACUGAGAGAGGAUCUAAGAGUGGAGUAGACAUUCUGUCAAUGAAGGAUGUAGAGGCCUUGGGGAAAGACAACCUUCACAAGCCAGUUCCUCCAAAGCCAGAGGACUUAAGCAUUAUUUGCUUUACCAGUGGAACCACUGGUGAUCCAAAGGGAGCCAUGCUAACCCAUGAAAAUGUAGUUGCAGAUACAGCCGGUGUGCUUCAGUGCUUUGAGAAUGUCUUUGUACCCGCUCCAACUGACGUGACCAUCUCGUUUUUGCCCCUGGCACACAUGUUUGAGAGAGUUGUACAGACAGUGAUGUACGGUGCUGGGGGAAGAGUUGGGUUUUUUCAAGGUGAUAUCAGACUUCUACCAGAUGACAUGAAAGCCCUGCAGCCCACUAUAUUCCCAGUGGUUCCACGUCUCCUGAAUCGUAUUUAUGACAAGGUCCAGAGUGGAGCACAGACCCCUUUUAAAAAAUGGCUUCUAAACUUUGCCAUUGAAAGGAAACAUUCAGAGGUGAAGCAGGGCAUCAUACGGAACAACAGCAUAUGGGACAAACUCAUCUUCCACAAAGUGCAGGAAUCUCUGGGGGGUCGUCUGAGGGUGAUCGUAACAGGCGCUGCUCCCAUCUCUCCCUCUGUGCUUAGCUUUCUGAGGGCAUGCCUCGGGUGCCAAAUAUUUGAGGCAUAUGGCCAGACAGAGUGCACUGCUGCCUGCACUUUCUCCAUACCUGGCGACUGGAGAGCUGGGCAUGUUGGAAUUCCUGUUUCUUGUAAUUUUAUCAAACUUGUUGAUGUUGAGGAAAUGAAUUACUUCGCAUCCAAUGGUGAAGGGGAGGUUUGCGUAAAAGGAAAUAAUGUGUUCCUCGGAUACCUAAAUGACCCAGAAAAGACAGCAGAGGCAUUGGACAAAGACGGAUGGCUGCACACUGGAGAUAUCGGCAAAUGGCUGCCUAGUGGAGUCUUAAAGAUUAUCGACAGAAAGAAAAAUAUCUUCAAACUGGCCCAAGGCGAGUACAUUGCACCGGAAAAGAUUGAAAAUGUUUACAUUCGGAGUGCUCCAGUUGCCCAGGUGUUUGUGCACGGUGACAGUUUACAGUCCUACUUGGUGGCCAUAGUGGUGCCAGACCCUGAGGUGUUACCGGGUUUUGCCGAAAAGCUGGGAGUGAAAGGUUCAUUUGAGGAGCUCUGUAAAAAUCAGGAAAUUAAGAAAGCAAUCAUCUAUGACCUAAUCAAGCUAGGACGUGAAGCAGGGUUGAAGUCAUUUGAACAAGUAAAAGAUCUGUACCUGCAUCCUGAUAUGUUCACCAUAGAAAAUGGCCUCCUCACUCCAACGCUGAAAGCCAAAAGGGCUGAUCUCACCAAAUUCUUCAAACAUCAGAUUGACAGACUUUAUGCAAUCAUGUAGACCAACAAGAG